Messenger RNA from Capsella rubella, 879 nucleotides. Its product is annotated as F-box/kelch-repeat protein At5g39560. NCBI's taxonomy places the organism in Eukaryota, Viridiplantae, Streptophyta, Magnoliopsida, Brassicales, Brassicaceae. Gene Ontology annotation, molecular function: protein binding. The coding region runs from base 1 to 879 and encodes 292 amino acids. The transcript is spliced from 2 exons. The record is from RefSeq and is a predicted model, not a curated record.
AUGUGGACGCAGCGGCCAGAGGAACAUAGCGAAAACCCGAAUCUUAUAAUUUGGUGCGCUAAGAUUGCGUUAGAAAAGCGCCAUAAAGAUGAGAUUUGGGGUAAGACGGAGUGGCGUAAUAUUGUGCUUGAGAUCCCCAGAUCAACCGUAGCAGUUGGUUCCGAUAUUUACGUAAUUGGUGGAUGGGAUGAGCUAACUUCCUCAGUUAGGAUGCUUGAUUGUCGAAGUAACACAUGGCGUGACGGGCCUAACAUGACGGUAGCUCGAAUACUUCAACAUGCGGUUCUCAUCAACCAGGAAAUAUACGUGAUGGGAGGUUGCGAUGUUGACAAUUGGUUUGAGGUAUUGGACAUAAAGACUCAGACUUGGAGAGCCUUGCCGAGUCCUGGUGCGGGUCAUGAGCUUUGCCUUAACAAUAUUGAGGUUAACCCUGAUGCUUUUAUAGGAAAGCUUUACGUAGCGUCACGUGACAAUGACUACACUUAUGAUCCCAAAGAUGGUUCAUGGAAAAUUGUAAGAGAGGAAUCAAGUCGGAUACAUUUGUUAUAUUCGUGUGUGAUAGAUAAUGUAAUGUACAUUUAUCUGGGGCAUAUUAAGUGGUAUGACUCUGAGGGUAGAGUGUGGAGAGAGAUCAAGGGUUUGGAAAGACUUUGUUCAGGUACAAAACAAAUCCACAACAGUGGUGGGAAACUUGUAGCUAUAUGGACGCAGGUUCAUGAGAAAGAUAGUGAAAACAGGAAAUCUAAUGUUUGGUGCGCUAAAAUUGCGUUAGAGAAUCGCCAUAAAGAUGAGAUUUGGGGUAAGACGGAGUGGCUUAAUAUUGUGCAUGAGAUCCCCAGGUCAUAUUUAUUCUCUAAAUGUGUAGCCGUUUCGGUUUGA